CUUGAGUGCCAGAGCCGUUCGGUCGGUUUGCCACCGGAAUGUGCACCGUCUCCGCGCACGGUUGCUCGUGCUCAGGCCGGUGUGAAACCGACGGCAGACCGUUAUAGGAAGCAGGCCGUGGGUCGUGGAAAAAAACGGAGCGGCGCAUCGACAACCAACUCGUUCUGUGCGAAUGAUCCAUCUGUCGGACUUUCCAGUUCGGAGAUUUCCGGUUCGAGUUCUGAACCCGGAGCCGGCCACGUUCACAUGGUUCGCAGGCGAUCGCAUCCCAUCGUUCAUCCGCCUUGUGAAAUCCCGUUUUGUGAGACCUGUCGCCAAAUGGACGCAGAUAUGGCAGCCGCCGCCGUGUCUGCAUCCACUAAUGCCACGGAUGGGACAAAUCAGCAACAUAGUCCAUCCCCACAGACACCGGCUUCUGAUGAUGAUGAAUCCCGGUCGUGGAUAUUCAAACAACUUCCUGGACCUUGGUGGUGGUGUGAAGAUUGCCAAGCUCUGGUCAGCUCACCCGAGAUCACGAUUGCACAUUUAUUUGCGGUGCUACGCCAGUGGACUCCGUAUGCUCAGCUUCAACUAAUCACUAUAGUGGAUGAGGUAAGUGUUUUUAUUUCAUGCUCUCCUCUCGAACAUGGUUACCUCAAAACAGCUAACAUGUUUAAAACGGUGCUAACCAACAGUCCUUGA
This is a messenger RNA of Echinostoma caproni, 681 nucleotides long. NCBI's taxonomy places the organism in Eukaryota, Metazoa, Platyhelminthes, Trematoda, Plagiorchiida, Echinostomatidae. The record is from the annotation of a GenBank genome assembly.